UUUUUAGCAUUGCUUUUCCCGAAGGAGGUCUGUUAUCAAAAGUAUGGUUGCUUUAAACCUCAUCCAAACCCUCUGGUAAAGCAACCACAGAGCCCAUCCCAGAUUGGAGUACGAUUCAAUCUCUUUACAAGAGAAAACAGGAAUUCAGCAACGCUCAUUGAUGAUGAAAAUGAAUCUAAGCUCAGUGCCUCUCACUUCAUUAUUUCAAGACCACUGACAAUUUUCGUGAUCCACGGUUUUACAGGUAAGAGCGAGAGCCAGGAGACUGAGAAACAAGUCGGUCACAGCCUAAUUACUUUUUUUAGGCUAGUUAUGGUUGUAUUUUUCGUGCUAGAAAUCUCUAAACUAAUCAGAAUCUGAGCAGUGCUUCUGAUUGUUCGUGGAGCGAGAAAAAUUUGCUUCAACCAAUCACAAGUACUACCCAGCUUUGGGAGGUUGCAAGUCAUUAUUAUGGAUUUCUGUAGUCGUUCACAGACGUCUUUCGCGGGGAAACCGGUGCGGCGUCGUCGCGAAACGUUGGCUGUUUUCUUAGGCUAUACAAUAAUGUCAAAACGACAGACAGAUUUUGUGUAGACCUAGAUUUGUAAAAAUCUUUAGAACAGUAAACCGAACGAUCGGACAAAUGCCGCUCUUUACCAUUUAACUUUUUUUUAUAUUCUUCUCACUCUUCAUGGAGCAAGGAUCAGUUCAUUUUUUGCCACCUAACUAAGUAUAUAAGCUUUAGCCACAGACUUUCGGUGACUGACUCAUAAUUACUGCACAGAAAACAUUAACACCUGGGCCACAGAGAUGAAAAAUGCUCUGCUACGACGCGAAGACUGCAAUGUGAUUUUGGUGGACUGGUCUAAAGGGGCUAAAGGACCGAAUUACCUCCAGGCAGCCGGGAACACACGGCUUGUGGGUGCUCAGACAGCCGAGCUUAUAAGGUUCCUGAUUUCGAGUAGCCCUGGAUCAGUCGGUUCGAUCGAUCGUUUCUACAUUGUGGGGUUCAGUCUUGGAGCUCAAGCAGCGGGAUAUGCUGGAAGCUAUUUGAAGGAUCAGGGAAUGAAACUGGGUCGUAUUACUGGUAAGGACUAACCUAAAAGCAAAUUUUACCAAACUGUUUAUAUUCAUUUGUCGGUUUAUCCAAUACUAAACAGCAAGGUCAAUAUUACAGCCACUUGUCACUUACUUUAUUUUAUUUUUCCUGGGAGUUCUCCUGAUUUUUUCUAAGGCGUAACUACUAUAACAGCUGUUGCUGCUAUUACUACCUAGCCACUGCUAAGUUUUGCUACCACUUCCAUUAACAUUACCACCACCAUUAUCACUACCACUACCAUUAUCACCACCAUUAUCACUUUCACUGCCACUACCAUUACCACCACCAUUUUCACUAUCAUUGCCACUACCACUAACACUACCACUACCACUACCACUACCGCUACCACCACCAUUAUCACUAUCAAUGCCGCUACCAGUAUCACUUACCACUACCAAUACCACCACCAUUAUCACUACCACUACCACUGCCACUAGCACUAUAUCACUACCAUUACCAUUACCACCACCAUUAUCGCUACCACCACCAAUACCACUAGCACUAACAUUACCACCACGAGAUUAUCACUAUCACUUCCACUACCACUACCACUACCAUUAGCACCACCAUUACCACCACCACCACUACCGCUACCACCAGCAUUACCGUCACCACUACCACUUUCACAACCGACUACCACUACCAUUACCAACACCAUUACCACUAUCACAGCCACUAUGACUAUCAUAACCACCACUAUUUUUAGUACCACCACCGCUACCACUGCGUUCACCAUUACUACUUCCACUAUGAGUUCCACAACUUUGCUUCUGUUCUUAUCUACUUGACUGUUAUAUUAUUCUUUUCUGGUGGGAUGACAGGCUUGGAUCCUGCUGGUCCUAAGUUUACAAACGAGGAAAAAGACUUUCGACUUGAUGAAAGUGACGCCAACUAUGUCGACGUGAUUCACACCAAUGCAGGAUUUUUGGGAACAAGCCAGAGGGUUGGAGACAUCGACUUUUAUCCAAAUGGUGGCAAACAUCAGCCCGGAUGUCUAGUCAAUGGUAGGUUAAAAAAGGGAAUUUUCAAAAUUUUACAUGAGUUGUCUUCGAGGUGCUCCAAUUAUUUAAGCUUUUAUUUUAAAGCGACACUGAAAAUGGCACUUUCUUGUCAUGCAAAUCAAUCUCGUUUAUUUCACAAGAAAGGUUUUGCUCUUGCAUUUUCGUGGAUAGCGAGGGGUUAUUGAACUCGCAAAUAGCACAUGCUGUAUAAUAGAUUAAUUAAAAUCUUAUGUGAAAUCUAUGUUUCUUUGAUUUUGCCGGUUUUCCCCAUUAAAUCGUCCUUUAUACUCGAAAAAGCACCGCGAGGGCGCUUAUUGAAUUUUUUUGGCUUCUCGGCUUCUUGGGGGUGGCUGUCACAUAAAUCUUUCAUUUUGGAAAUAUCACUACUGUUCUUCAUUUCCUUAGAAAAUUUUUUAAAAUUUUAUUUUAUCCUUUGCUCUUCUUAAAGCUUCUUAAGAAAGAUGUGAACCGCGAAAGAAACCUCAACUAAGUCAUGUAAACUUUUUCUUAAAAAAGACAACAAUACGCCCAUCUUUAUUGUUUAUGAAGUGAAUUUAGGCCAAGCAUACAUAUUUUGCAUUCGAUCUUCAGAAUUUACUUUCCUACUUAUUUCAAAUUUCAGAUGAUCAUCGCAUUUAUAGACGCAACUGUAGUAGCUGCGUAAAGAGAGCCUGAAAAAAUUCAGAUCAUAUGAAAUUAAAGGUUCGAAUCCCGAAAGUGCAACCCUGAAUUUGAAAAUUUUCAUCAGGCUUCAUCGUUACAAUUUGUUAAAAAAAUAGACCAAAAAUCACUAACUUAUUUUGACUUGAUAAUGACGUUCAAAAACGUUCGUAAAAUUUUUAAUCUUAAAAUGAUUUUAAGAAAUGUUUUAUCGCAAUUUUUAUAGGUACUAGUUUCAGGCUUCAUCGCAAUUAAAAAAAAACGUUUUUCUUAUUGUUUUUCAUUGUUCCGCCGCAGUUCCUAUAUAAGAUUUUAAUUAGCUAGCUAGUUACUUAGUUAUUUCGUUAGUCAGUUUCGUUAGUCGGAUGUACACGCAAAUUCAUACCCCCACGGUGGUACAAAGGGGGGGGGGGGUAUGGAACCCCUCCCCGGAGAUUUUGAAAUGUUGCAGUAUUUUAAAACGAUUUUACCUUUUGUGGAAAGCCUUUGAUCUUCUUAACAAGAUGAGGUAUAUUUUAGGGGUGGUGGCGCUGCUGGAGGCCUGUGACGUCAUCAACAAUAGUCGCCAUCUUGGCCGCCAUCUUGGAUUUUACCAAGAAGUAGAAAUCAGGUUAAAACCGCCAGAAAUGGUAAUUUUUUGUGCUUUACAUGAAAAAUAACACAUAAAUAAGCACUUUGUAUGAUUUUAGCCACAAGGUUUACUUUUAUUGUUGACCCAAAAUUGGCUUGAACGCCUGCUACUUAUGACGUCACAGCUCGUAACCAUAGCAACUGACCAUCACUAAACUUGUCUCAAAAUGUGUGCGAGGGAUGAAUAAACAGCUACGAAAAUGCCAGGUACUGAUGUUUUAUCCUCAAAGGAAAAAACUCAGAAACACCUUAUGUACGUCAGAGGGUUAAUAGUUAAUUAGCUUGUUAGUUAGUUAUUUUGUUAGUUAGUAAGAUACUUAGAUGGAUAGUUAGUUAGUUACUUACUUACUUACGUUCUCAAAAAAUAAAAGUGGCAAAACCAGUGAAAAUAAAAAAAGCGCUGCAUUGUUGCUGGGAAUGUGGGGUGUUUAUUUGAGGGAGGCGCUCGUUCGAGUGAUUACAGUAAGUAAGUAUCUGUCACGCUGCUGUAUUUAGGUUUUUUUUUAAAUUUUCUUUUCAAUUCUUUCAGUCGUAUGUAGCCACGUGAGAGCGACGCAGUAUUUCAUUGCCUCCGUGAAGGGAUCGUGUUCGUGGACCGCAUAUCCAUGCGACGACUACCAGUCCUUCAAGCAAAAGAAAUGUCCAGCGUCGGCGUGUAAUGGUAUAUGUCCUAACAUGGGUUUCGAAGCUGACAGCCCUAAAGGCUAUGGAAAAUUCUACCUAAAUACAGACGAGAACGAUCCAUUCUGCGGUAAGUUGUUCCCCCAAAAGAAUAAAUUGAGCUCUUCAUAG
Messenger RNA from Porites lobata, 4161 nucleotides. NCBI's taxonomy places the organism in Eukaryota, Metazoa, Cnidaria, Anthozoa, Scleractinia, Poritidae. The record is from the annotation of a GenBank genome assembly.